Molecule: messenger RNA, 180 nt
Organism: Racocetra persica
Lineage: Eukaryota; Fungi; Glomeromycota; Glomeromycetes; Diversisporales; Gigasporaceae
Source: the annotation of a GenBank genome assembly
GAUUUAAAAAAUGGUAAAGAUGAUAAUUUGAAACAGGCGAUAAGUAGAAGUGUAGGACUUACCGAAUAUAAGCUAAACCCCAACAAGGCUGUUAAUGAAGUAGUUUUGAUAAAUAGUAUGGUAGUGAUGAAGAAAAAUCAAAAGUCAAGCUGCGAUUCAAGAGCAGAUGGUGCUGAAUGA